Molecule: messenger RNA, 267 nt
Organism: Ordospora colligata OC4
Lineage: Eukaryota; Fungi; Microsporidia; Ordosporidae
Exons: 1
Coding region: 1-267 (88 amino acids)
Source: RefSeq, a predicted model, not a curated record
AUGAUGGAGUCUGUGCGAAUGGUUCUUAUGCGAGAAGGUGCCAGGGUGAUAGGAAGAUCAAUUAUGGCCACAGUUUGUGAUAUUAUGCUAAGAAAUCGAAUGACCAAGAAUGAGGCAGAGAUGAUUCUACAGAUUGAAGCAGGUACGAGUCGUAAUGAGGUAAAGGCAGUAUUUACCAGGAUGUAUGAUGCAAACUCGAAGGAAAAUAAGGGAUCGGCAUAUCUACAGUCUAAGAUUCUUGCAGCAUACAGUGUCCUUAAUAGAUGA